GAGGGUCUGGGGAAGGAUUUGGGGGCCUCAGCACCCCCAGAGGGGAAGGACCCAGGGCUGGGAGGGGCCGGAGCUCUCACCAGGGAACCCCCCGGAGCUGGGUUCAGACCCCCGCCCUAAACUCCCCCAGCAGCUCCUUGCCAGCCCCAUCCCACCCUGGGAAUGGCUGGACAGACGGACAGAGGGACACAGCCUGUCCUGAGCCCACCUGGGGGCGUUUAAUGAGCUGGGGAGGGUCCUUCCCCCCCAGGAAAUGGAGCUGAGACCCUCCCACCUCAUCACAGUGAUGGGACCACCUGGGACAGGGCUGGGGGGGUGCCCCCCAAGUGUGACACCCCCUGUGUCUUGUCCCAGUGUCACCGUGAGGGGGGACAGCACCUACAGACCCCCCCAAUUUGCACCGGGGACCACCCACAGACCCUCCCCCCCCAAAUGUGACAACCCCAACACCCAAGGGGGGGACACAGCACCCAACCCCCUCCCACCUUAACCCCUGGAGGGGCUCUGCAAACACCCAUUUUCUGCCCAAAAUGAGCCAAAUCUGGCAGAAAUUAAAGGGAUAAAAAUGGGGGUGGUGACAGGACACACCAGGGGGCGGGGUCUUGGAUGGGACAAAGGGACUGGAGGGGCCCCCAUGGAGUCCUCUCUGUCCCCCCCCCCCAUUGUACUGACAACAAACGCUGCCCCCCCUCCCAGUAUUUACUGUCAACACCCCAAACUGGUCCCAACUGGGCCAAACUGGGCCCAACCCCGCUGACAUCACCCCUCCCCGUGCCUAUAAAAGUGGGGGCGGGGCCGCCCACCUGUCCCUGUCUGCUGUCACCCUCUGGCUGCGGGGUGUCCCCCCCCCUGCUGCCCCCACCAUGCUCUUCUGGCACGGCCAACCCGACCACUACUGGUCCAGCCCUGGGGACAUGUACCCCCUGCCCAGCUCCGGGGUGCUCAGGUACCCCCCGAACCCCCCCAAAUCCGCUGGGUUUGGGGAAACUGAGGCACGGCCGAGCGCCCACCCUUUCCGGGGGGUGUAUUCCUGCAGGGACCCCCCCGUUCUGCCCUACCUGAAGCAGGAGGAGCCCAACGGCAUCUCCACGUCGCAGCCGCCGGUCCCGGCGUUCCAGUACGUCCUGUGUGCCCCGACCUCUCCGGCCGUGCGGCACCACGAGGAGACCCUCACCUACCUCAACCAGGGGCAGUCGUACGAGAUCCGCAUGAUGGGAACGCCCCGGGGGGACCCCGCCGAGGGCCGGAGGAUGGUCAAGAGCGUGGUCCGGGUGGUUUUCCACGACCGGCGGCUCCAGUACUCGGAGCAGCAGCAGCUCGAGGGCUGGCGGUGGAGCCGCCCGGGCGACCGGAUCCUCGACAUCGACAUCCCGGUCUCCGUGGGCAUCCUGGAACCCCAAAUCCACCCCACGCUGCUCAACACGGUGGAAUUCCUCUGGGACCCCUGCAGACGCACAUCCGUGUUCGUGCAGGUUCACUGCAUCAGCACCGAGUUCACGCUGCGGAAGAACGGGGGGGAGAAGGGGGUCCCCUUCCGCAUCCAGAUCGACACCUUCGGGGCGGGGGGCAAGGGGGACCCCCCCGAGCACCUGCACUCCGCCAGCUGCCUGGUCAAGGUGUUCAAGCCCAAGGGGGCCGACAGGAAGCAGAAGACGGACCGGGAGAAGGUGGAGAAGCAGCCGGCGCCCGAGCGGGAGAAAUUCCAGCCGGCCUACGAGAGCACCGUGCUGGCCGAGUGCCCCCCGUGGCCGGACGCGCUGGGUGCCCCCCACAGCCCCCCGGGCACCCCGGGGCUGCCGUCCCCCCACCCCUUCAAGCUGCUGAGCCCUGAGAGGGUGUGCGUGUCACCCGCCUGCGCUGCCGAGGGCCCCGCGGAGAGUCCUGGCGAGGCGCUGAGCCCCUGCGCAUCCCCCCUGGAGACGCAGCAGUGGCUGCUCCGGCGUCGCUUCUCCGCCUGCGCCCGCGUCUUCACCAACUUCAGCGGCGCCGAUCUGCUGAAGCUCUCCCGCAGGGACCUGAUCCAGAUCUGCGGAGCCCCCGACGGCAUCCGCCUGUGCCACGCCCUGGCGGGCAGGUGCCCGCGGCCCCGGCUGACCCUGUACGUGGCGCGGGAGCCCGGCGGGGCUGAGGGUGCGGAGGACGCGGGACCAGGGCUGUACCAGGAGCUGCACCUGGAGCAGCUGACAGUGGCCGAGCUCACCGCGAAGCUGGCGGAGCUGCUGGGGCUGCCCCCGGGACAGAUCCUGCGGCUCUCCCGGCAGGGACCCGCCGGCAUCCACGUCCUUGUCAGCGACGCGGUGAGGGCACGGGGACAGCCGCGGAGGAGGGACAGACCCCGCAGCCGUCCCGGCCCCUCGGGGCCCCCAGCGCUGGAGCAGGACGGGGGUCCAGCCCCGCCGAGCUCUCCCCUCUGCCCCGCAGAUGAUCAGGAACCUCCAGGAUGAGACCAGUUUCGUGGUGGCGAUCGCCAAAGCCCCCGGCCCCGAGGGCUUCCAGCUGCUGCUGCGGUAGGACCCGGCCCGGAGCUGCGGCAUCCUGGGAAGGGACAUCUCCGCUGGAGCCGGAGCCGAGCGGGGAUGGAGAGAGGAGCCCGAGGCUGGCACAGCCCCCAGAGCCCUCCCUCCGUCCCUGCCAGGCCCGCCCGAGCAGGGGCCGAGGGGAUGGGACCCGUCCUGUCCCCGGACCCGCCGCGUGUCCCUCGCCGUGUCCCCGCUUUGUAUUAAAGGACGGGGGAGCGGCCCCGAGCGCGGCCUCGUCCCUGCGGCGCCCGCUGGAGUUUGGGGUCCCCAGGGUGGGUUUGGGGUGCGGGGACAGCCCCUCGUUCCCAGCAGUGGACAGAGCGGGGGACACCCCGGCAGAGCAGGCCCCGUCCCACCCCGUGAGGACGGAACCGGCCGCGGCACCGAGCUCGGGGCAGCCCCAGCCGGCAGAGCCCGGUGACGCCUCAUUCCAUUCGGGAAUGGGUUAUUUUUAACACCGAAUCCUUCCCUGAGCCCGGCUCGGGCAGAGCCGGCGGAGCGGGACCGCGGACGUCCUUGGGAGGGAACUCGUGGGGCAAAGGACGGGUUUGGGAUAAACAAACCGGGAGCAGGAGAGGAAGGGGAGGGCCGGGAGGAGCCGAAGGACGCGGGCGAGGAGCUGGGGGGGCCCUGGGACAGCCCCGGGCCGGCGCUGCCAUCACAGACACGGGGACAAGGGGAGGACACGGGGCCCUGGACCCAUCGCUGGAGGGGAGAAGGGAACACUCCCGAGCCUCCCAAAAACACUCAGUGGGGAUCCAAAGCUUGGUCCCAGCACCUUUCCCGACUGUCCCCACGCCGCAGAGAUGGCGCUCGGGGUCACACAGACCAGGGCCACCGUAACUCCUCAUAUUCGUGUGUUUACUUCCAGUUAACGGCGUUGUUACACCCCCAGUGUCAAGGCGAGCACAGACCCCACCAGUUGAACAUUUUCCAGCUCUCUCUGUCCCCCACAUCCAGGGAGGGCAUGACAAGGUCCAGCUCCUGUGUCCGGUCCCUCGGACCGAGCAGCCGCUGGGAGACCCCCGAGUUACAAUGUGAUAAAACCCCUGAGGACCCCCCGACCGCCGGGUCCUGCAGCGGGGUGGGGACAGAGCUGGA
Messenger RNA from Corvus hawaiiensis (hawaiian crow), 3620 nucleotides. RefSeq names its product transcription factor CP2-like protein 1. The coding region runs from base 864 to 2444 and encodes 526 amino acids. Gene Ontology annotation, molecular function: RNA polymerase II cis-regulatory region sequence-specific DNA binding; DNA-binding transcription activator activity, RNA polymerase II-specific. Gene Ontology annotation, cellular component: nucleus. The record is from RefSeq and is a predicted model, not a curated record. Lineage: Eukaryota; Metazoa; Chordata; Aves; Passeriformes; Corvidae. Gene Ontology annotation, biological process: regulation of transcription by RNA polymerase II. The transcript has 13 exons.